Molecule: messenger RNA, 533 nt
Organism: Eurytemora carolleeae
Lineage: Eukaryota; Metazoa; Arthropoda; Copepoda; Calanoida; Temoridae
Exons: 6
Biological process (GO): MAPK cascade
Source: RefSeq, a predicted model, not a curated record
AAUGUUUAGUUACGAGCAUCCUGAAGGGUUUGACCGGCAACCUUCUAAAGAAGAAACACUUUGGCAGAAUGAAAUUAAAGAGGUGAUCUGGUUGGAGCUUCAGGCCUGGUUUGCUGGCAGGACCCUAGCUGACCAGGACAAGUGGUUAAUCAGUGAAAGAGAGAAAGUUGAUGAUCUGGCGAACCUAGUUUCUUCAUUCAGAUUCUCUGGUGGAGGAGAGGACUUAUCUCGAAGAUCUAGUAGCUGUGCUGUCAUGAGGAAUUCUGAAAUAGGAUUCGAGCACCAGACCUCUAGUUCCAAUUCUGGUCUAGGAUUUGAGCAUCAGACCUCUAGUUCCAAUUCUGGUAUAGGGUUCGAGCACCAGACCUCUAGUUCAUCUUCAGCAUCUGUCCAGGAUAUAUUUUAUGAUGCUCUAGACACAGUUACUAGACACAGCACCGAUACAGGGGUAUCUGGACAAAAUUUAGAAGCUGCACUAUCAAAGCUUGGAUUGUCUUCGAACUCAACCACGUCCGGGCUGACCUCCAGCUCAA